CAAAUGUUGAUGGCCAAGAAUAACUUUGGCCCCAUUAAGUUUUUAACCCUUUUUUUACGUAAGUUAGUCUUCUAACAUCCUCACGUUUUUACUACUUGUCAAAAUCUAACUGACAAUAUUUCGGUAUUUGUUUUAGUAAUCUAACCCCACACAAUUAACAUAAAUUUGUAUGUUGCAGUUUUGGCAUCCUUGAAUGAUCGGUGUCUGGAAAUUAAUUUGAUGGAAUUUCUUCUACUUAUCCAUUGAGAAGUCUUGUGCAAAACUAAAUAAUACGCCAAACUAUCUCGGACAAUUGUUAGACGUUCUGUAGAAAUAUCUAUGCAGUGUGCGUUACAUAACAAGAACCGAGUCAUCACACCAUUUUGCUAACGUGCACUGCAAAGGAACUUUUUGCAGAGCCCGUGUUGGGUGUUAAGCGUCCCUUGCUUACCUGUGUUGUCGAUAAUCUCCCUCGAAAUAAACACAACAUUAGAGAAAAUUAGGACAGAGGGAGUAUUAGUUUGUUAAGUCUUCUCCCCUUUAAAAGUUUUGUACAACACUACAAAAUAUGACUAACAAAUUAUUAGAAGUCACUGCUCAUCCAUGGACCACAAGUUCUUUACUUGUGAUGUAGUUCAUUUUCUCUCCAUUUGUGCCAAAUUUAGACAAGACAAACACUGUAUGAUAGGUACUAGCAACCAAGACUUAAUAUAGUCUUCCUGGAAAGAUCUGCAACCACAAAUUAGAUAUGCUAGUUGGGCCAAGUACCCCAAUUUAUUUGUCUCGAUGUUUUUGUUUUCUUUCUUUACUUUAUACCCCACGGUCCCAUAGGGAGAAGGGGAAGGGAAUUAAUGAUGGGGAACUGAACCCGACCUUUAUUAGAUCAUUCAAUAUUGUUUAACUGGACAUGGAAUUUAAGAAAAAAGAAUGACCUUUGAAACUUGUGUUCUAAAACAAGCCAUAACUAAGGGUAAAAUGAGAAGUUUAAAGUUACAUGGUUUUAAAUAUAAAAAUUAUCAUUCUUUUGAAUAGGCUUAAAAGGAAGGUGCAUCACAUAAAUUGAGACAAAAGGAAUAUCGAAUAUGAAGGUUGAAGUGCCUGGACCUCGAGGGAGGUGGCAACUUGCUGAUGGUAACUUGUUUAUUCCAUGAUUUUGGACAUUAAAGAAUGAGAAAAUUAGAUCACUGUUAGAUUUGCAUAAGAAAAAGGGCAGAAGAUCAAAAACUUUAGUAAUUUUUUUUUUCUUUUGUGCCUAUUUUGAGUUUUUUUUUUUUUUAAACAAAGAAAUGAAGUCAUUACUCCAAUCCUCACAUACAUUUUGUUUUGGUUAUCAAAGGUAUAAAUUUCAAUCGAAGCAAUUAUUGAAACAAAAAAUUGUUGUAUUUCAAAAUUAUUAUCCUUCUAUAAGAGACAAUUCUUGUGUUAUUUGUUCCAUUUUAAUCCUUGGUAAUCUAAGUGACUCUGACCAAGUAUACUUUGAUUUGUGAAGCCCACAUUGGUUAGAAUGAAACCUUUCUUUACCCUAUCAAGAUUGUACGAGUGCUUUUUGAAGUCCUUUUAUUAGAUUUCUUAUUCAAAUUUACACAAGACAAUUAUUAUUUGGUUCGUCGUGUCUAUCCUUUGAAAAGUCCUGUGAAAACAUUACAAAAUUAAUAAUGCCUAACAAGUUGGAAGACCGCUGAAAAGACGAGUAAGACCAUCACUCUCUUGAAAAUUUGUAAAAACUUAGUGCUCGUCCAUGGACCAGUAGUUUUGUAUUUGUUAUGUAGAUCAUUUUCUCUUAGUUUAUGUAAUAUGCAAGAAUCCACUGUAAACUUGCAAUGAGACCUUUCUUUACUCUAUUAAGAUUGUGCCCGUGCUUAGUCCUAUUACAGCUCUUAUUCAAUCCAUUUUGGAAGACAAUAAAAGAGACAACUAAAACCAUCAUUAUCUUGGAAAUUUGUUAGAAGCAUCUGCAAAAAAUUUCUUUGCUCUGUAUGUGAACUAGAAAUUUGUCUCCAGUCACAUUUCUACUCUCUCACGGGACCAUUAAAUGAUCAGUGUUUGGAAAUUUUAUGGAAUCCUCCUAAUUUAACUUUUCUUCUUUGAAAAGUCUUCUAGGAAUCUAAACAAUAUCCUUGUUCGGGACCACUAGUUUUGCAGAAAAUUUCUUAGCAGUGUGUACGCGUGGUGCAAUCUUCAACAUUUAUACCGACAUAAGUCAGUAUGUGUCUAUAUAUAUAUAUAUAUAUAUAUAUUGAUGAUUGAUUUUGUAAGAACAUUCUGUUAUUUGCUGAAUACAAGAAACAAAGUAAAAAUGGGGCGACUCUUUUUGCUUUACUCCUUUCUCAAUUUUGUGUUGCUAAGCCAAAGCUUUUUUUCUUCCUUUGCGCAUCAGCUAACUAGUGAAUCUUUGGCUUUGCUUCAGUUCAAGCGGCCCUUUAUUAUCUGUGAUUCUUUUCCACCAAAAACAAUGUCUUGGAAUGAGAGUAGAGAUUGCUGCACUUGGGAUGGAGUCACUUGUGACAUGUCAACAGGUCAUGUUAUCGGCCUGGACCUUAGUGAUGGUCAUCUUUUGUGGAACAAUUCAUCCCAACAGCAGCCUCUUCCAACUACAUCAUCUUCAGACACUAAACCUUGCUUUUAAUAACUUUGGUUCCUCUUCAAUACCAAAUGAUAUAGGCCGCUUGAGGAAUUUGAGGCAUCUCAACCUUUCUUACUCUGAAUUUCAUGAACUACACAAAUCUGGAGGUAGUUUCUCUCUUAGGUGUCAACAUCUCAUCUCCGAUACCCAUGAACGUGUCUUCCUCCUUAAGGUACGUGGAUCUUGUCAAUACUAAUUUGCAAGGUGUUCUCACAGAGAGCUUCUUUCUUCUGCCAAACUUGGAAAAGCUCAUUUUGAGGAUCAAUGAUCUUGUCGAAAGAGUUUUACCAAAGAUCCACCCGAGCAACACUCUGUUGGAGUUGGAUAUUUCAUUCACAGGAAUCUGUGGUGAGCUGCCUGAUUCAAUUGGCACCUUGAGGUCCUUGAGUCACUUGAACCUCGGAGGAUGUGACUUAUCUGGUUCGAUUCCAGAUUCCAUUGGCAACCUUACAGAAAUUAGGGAGUUGAAUUUUAGGGGUACUAAUUUCACCGGUCAUAUUCCUUCAACAAUCUCUAAACUGAGGCAGCUCACAUUUUUAGAUCUUUCUUCUAACUUCCUUGAAGGCGAAAUUCCCAAUGUUUUCUCUAACCUCCAAGAGCUAGUUGAAUUGUAUCUUUCUAGACACAGCUUCGUCGGUCCGUUUCCCUCUUCCAUUCUAAGCUUGACACAUUUUCAAAGCUUAGACUUGUCGAGUAAUUCCCUAUAUGGUCCACUGCCUAACAAUGCUAGCAUGCUUCAAAAGCUAACUUGUCUGAAUUUGUCUAACAACUCACUCAAUGGCACAAUGCCAUCUUGGGCGUUUAGCCUCCCUUCGUUAUCUGGUUUGUGGUUCGAUCAUAAUCGAUUCAGCGGACUAGCAGAUGAGCUGAAAAUGAACCCAACACUAGAGAUUUUGGAUUUAAGUCAUAAUCAACUCUGUGGUCCUGUUCUCCGAUCACUUGGAAAUCUCACAAACCUUGUAACCUUUGACCUUUCAUCAAAUAACAUCACCAGCGACGAGGGAGUAAAAAUCACUUUUCCUAGCCUAACAUGUUUGUACUUAUCAUUUUGUGAACUGAAGGCUUUUCCACACUUCUUGAGAAACUCAAAAGCACUUGAAUUCUUGGACCUUUCUAACAAUGCAAUUCACGGUCCAAUACCUAACUGGUUCAGCAGCAUGAGGUGGGACUCAUUGUUGAACCUGAAUCUUUCACAUAAUUCACUUAUAAGCCACCUGGAACAACUUCAUAAUUACCAUAAUCUGUUGAGUCUUGAUGUUAAAUUUAACUUCCUUCAGGGUCCACUACCUUUUCCUAUCCGCAAGUUGAACAACCUUAGAUUACUGGAUUUAUCACACAACCACUUGAGUGAGUCCAUUCCACAUUGCUUGGGAAGCAUGGCUGAGCUAGUGAUUCUCGACUUGAGAAAGAAUAACUUCACUGGGAGUCUUCCAUCGUUAUGUGCUCGGAGCACUUCAUUGACGACCAUUGCCUUCAAUCACAAUCAACUUGAAGGAGCUAUCCCUCUAUCGUUGCACAAUUGUCGUCAAUUAGAAAUCUUCGAUGUGGGGAAUAAUGCUAUAAAUUAUACAUUUCCAGCUUGGCUAGGAACUCUUCCAGAGUUGCGGGUCCUUGUAUUAACUCGAACAAGUUCCAUGGAUCUAUAAAUACUCGGGAAACUAAGUUUUUCUUUCCCAGGUUGCGGAUUUUUGAUCUUUCUCAUAAUGAGUUCGGUGGGUCACUGCCUGCAGAAGUUUUUGAAAACUUUAGAGCAAUGAUCAAAUUAGAUGAUGCAGACAAAGGCGAGAUCGAAUAUAUGAGACCAAUCGUAGGAGCCCAUGUUACGUAUAAUGAUUCAAUAGGGUUAGUAAUAAAAGACCAUGAAACUGAGCUAGAAAGAAUUGCUACAAUUCUGACAGCCAUAGAUCUAUCAAGCAACCAGUUUGAAGGUGUGAUUCCGAUAACAGUAAAGGAUCUUGGCUCACUUUGGCUAAUCAAUUUGUCCCAUAACAAUCUCAAAGGUGAUAUUCCAAUGGAACUCGGGCAAUUGAAUACGCUUGAAGUGCUAGAUCUCUCUUGGAAUCAUCUUACUGGAAAGAUACCACAAGAAUUGACAGGAAUAAAAUUUCUGGCGAAGUUAAACCUCUCUCAAAAUCUUCUCGUUGGACACAUUCCUUGUGGUCCACAAUUCAACACAUUUGAAAAUGACUCGUAUGGGGGCAACCUUGAUUUAUGUGGUCCUCCUUUAUCAAAGAAAUGUGGAACAAGUGAUCCAUCGGAUGUUCCUCAACAAUUGGAUUCCGAAGACGAAGAAGAAUACGAGUCAUAUUUCGCAAGUGGAUUUACCCUGGGAAUCAGUAGUCAUAGGCUACAGUUGUGGACUAGUUGUUGGAAAUGUCAUGUUGAGCCUCAUGUUUAAAACUGGUAAGCUGAAAUGGUUUGUGGAGUUUCUUGAAGGCAUCAUUCCCAACAAGAAGAGAAGGCCAAAGAAGAGAGCUCAGAGACGACACACUUAAAGGAAGAGUGAACUUUUCUGUUUCUAUUUUUCUCUUUUUAUUUUUGUUGUUUGUUGUUUGUAAAGUUUGGUAGCAACUCAAUUGUAUGUGUUAUUAUAGAAUUAAUGGUUGUUCAAGUU
Lycium ferocissimum is the source of this 5216-nucleotide messenger RNA. RefSeq names its product receptor-like protein 6. The transcript is spliced from 2 exons. Bases 2689 to 4248 code for a protein of 519 amino acids. Gene Ontology annotation, molecular function: protein binding. Lineage: Eukaryota; Viridiplantae; Streptophyta; Magnoliopsida; Solanales; Solanaceae. The record is from RefSeq and is a predicted model, not a curated record.